Molecule: messenger RNA, 5872 nt
Organism: Mus caroli (Ryukyu mouse)
Lineage: Eukaryota; Metazoa; Chordata; Mammalia; Rodentia; Muridae
Gene: Elf4
Product: E74 like ETS transcription factor 4
Biological process (GO): regulation of transcription by RNA polymerase II; cell differentiation
Cellular component (GO): nucleus
Molecular function (GO): DNA-binding transcription factor activity, RNA polymerase II-specific; sequence-specific DNA binding
Source: RefSeq, a predicted model, not a curated record
AGGUUGCUCUUGUGGUUGGCAUAGCCCAGCAUGCAGUCUUGAGCCUGGCAUAGGCCACACCCACUCCAACUCUGGUUAUCUUCCCCAGAGGCUCAGAGAAGGCACUAGAUUGAUCCUAACAUACCUGAAUAACUUCUGUUCGACAACAAACCACCGCAGCUCCAGGGAGCCGGGGGAGUCUCAUUGUCAGCUCUGGCAGAAGCCAGUAUGGCUAUUGCUCUGCAGCCCAGUGAUCUGGUCUUCGAGUUUGCAAGCAACGGGAUGGAUGAUAUCCACCAGCUGGAAGACCCUUCAGUGUUCCCAGCCGUGAUCGUGGAACAGGUCCCCUAUCCUGAAUUAGUGCAUCUGUGCUCAGGACUAGAUCUGGAUGAGGUCCACAAUGGCAUCAUAAGGGACAGGACCUUGUGCAUGACACAGGAUCAGAUUUUAGAAGGCAGUAUUUUGCUGACAGAUGAUGAUGUAUCCACCUCAAACAACGUGUCAUCCACUGAAGUCCUAUUCAAUGUGGCAACUCCCAAUGAUGUCCUGGAUGAGAAGCAGAUCUUCAGCUCACCGGAAGUGCUUUCAGACUCCAACUCUGUUCAGGCCAUCAAUCUACCCAACUUCCUGCUCUCUACCCCUGAACCUGAUGACCUGAAGAAGACAAGUGAUGUUGGUGAGCAGAAGGAGCAUUCUGAGGAGGAGGUGGUCUCCAGAGAGGAAACUCUUAGGAAGAUGGGGAAGGCACGGAAGAGAAACCGAAAGACCAAGAACAACCGAAGUACCUCACCUGUCACUGACCCUAGUGUGCCUAUACGGAAGAAAUCCAAAGAUGGCAAAGGCAGCACCAUUUAUCUGUGGGAGUUCCUCCUGGCUCUUCUGCAAGACAGAAACACCUGCCCCAAGUACAUCAAGUGGACGCAGAGAGAGAAGGGCAUCUUCAAGUUGGUGGACUCCAAGGCUGUGUCCAAGCUGUGGGGCAAGCAGAAAAACAAACCCGACAUGAACUACGAGACCAUGGGGCGAGCCCUGAGAUAUUAUUAUCAAAGAGGAAUCCUGGCCAAAGUGGAAGGGCAGAGGCUGGUAUACCAGUUCAAGGAGAUGCCUAAGGACUUGGUGGUGAUUGACGAUGAAGAAGAGAGCCCUGAGACACCAGAAGACUCUUCCCAGGCCUCGACUUCCUCCACACCCUCGACCAGUACCAUUCGGAGAGCCAGCUCCAGGGUCGGAACCAGAGCAUCCCCCGAGGACAAGGAUAGCCCUCCCUGGGAGAAGCCAAAAGUCCAACACACUGGUCUCCAGCCAUCUGCAAGCCUGGAGUUAGGAUUGUCUGUGGAUGAGGAGGUUCCCACCACCUCCACCAUGCUUGCCAGCCCACUACAGAGCCAGGCCAGGCUCACCAAAACUGUGAGUCCUUCUUCAGCGCCCAGUAACAUCCACCUAGGAGUAGCCCCUGUGGGGUCUGGCUCCACUGUCACCCUGCAGACCAUCCCGCUGACUACGGUGCUGACCAAUGGGCCUCCUGCCAGUACUACUGCUCCAACUCAACUCGUUCUCCAGAGUGUCCCGCAGGUGUCAACAUUCAAGGACACCUUCACUUUGCAGACCUCCUUCCCCCUGAACACCAAUUUGCAAGAGAACCAGGUGGCAACCCAAGGGGCCCCACUGAUCCUCAGUGGUCUCCCCCAACUUCUGGCUGGGGCCAACCCUCAGAGCAACCCAGGACCAUCCCAGGUCAUAGGUGCUGGGUCAGCAGGGCCUAGCUCUCAGCCCCCUGGGACUGUGAUUGCUGCCUUUAUCAGGACUUCCAGUGGCACAUCAGUGCCUGUGGUUAAGGAGGGGCCCUUGAGGUCCUCUUCAUAUGUGCAGGGUGUGGUUACUGGGGCACCCGUGGAGGGGCUGUUGGUUCCUGAAGAGACCCUGAGAGAGCUCCUGAGAGAUCAGGGUCAUCUUCAGCCACUUCCGAGUCAGGUGCUCUCAAGGGGUUCCCAUAACCUGAGCCUUGUGGGGAACCAGACUCUCUCUCCCCCUAGCCACCCCACUGUUGGGCUAACCCCAGUGGCUGAGCUUGAGCUCUCGUCAGGCUCAGGGCCCCUGUUCGUAACUGAGCCUAGUGUGACCAGAUCCCCAACCCAGGCCCCUUUCUCCCCAUUCAAUCCCACUUCCCUCAUUAAGAUGGAACCCCAAGAUAUAUAAACAAAGGGAUCAAAAGUAUGACCACCGGGCAAAAUUGUGAAGCAUUUUCAUGUGGACUUAAGUAAGAGUACCCGCCCUUCUAUCUCGUGGGGUGUGAAAACAUUUGAUUCCAAGUUCCCCAGGCCUAUUUGGCAUCGCUCUGACCAAAGUGUGCCCAGCUCAAGCAUCUGGCACCAGACCAGGGCCUUCAAGAGCACUAGGGAGUAGAUGCGCUCUUGGAACGAAAAUGAGCUGACUUGGUGAUGGAGGGAAAUCCACAAGCCAGGAAGCAGCUUGUGGCCAGAGCUGGUCAGCGGCUUCACAGGAAGAGCUAGGCCUGGUCAUACUUUGUUAUCUGUAUUCCUUACACAGGGAACUUACCAUCCAAUAUGUGAAUAUCUUUGUAUGCAUUUGUGUGCACUUGUGGGUCUGUAUCUUCAUUUCUUUGGGAAGGAUAGGAUGUAGAUGUCAGGUCUUUUCUGUGUUUGUGUGUGUGUGUGUGUGUCCGUCCGUCCCUUCCUAGGUCAGCCACAGAGAUGAGGCAGUUUUAAGAGAAAGCACUCUGUAACUUCUUCUCGUUGUUGUUGGCAAACAACAAUGCCUUUCUGAGACUGGAAGGUACUGGUGGAAUGCCCCUCCUCCCAGUCUAUAGAGGUGUCACAGAGCUGGAAAAGGUCUAGGUAGGAGAACUUCAAUGGGUGCAUAUGCUGAGAGGACACUGCUAAGGGACAAGAAGCCAUGUAUGUUAAAACCAUAGUGGGAGAGAAAAGGAACACACUUAGUCCUGGGAGCACUUGCUUGUCAUAGUCACCUUGCCACCAGGCUGGAACCUGGAGUACUCUACUGAAGGUUGUGAGGCAAAGCAUUUAACUAUCUAUAGGCAGCCCCGAUUAUAAAGUCCCUAGCCAGGCCUGAGUGCAUUGAAUGGUUGUGGCCAGGGCUUUUGGCUGUUUGUAUAAAAUCAGCCCUAUGCUUGACAAUAACAGCCCUUUGUGGUCCAGUACUCUCCCUUCCCUGUCUUGGGUUCCCUCUUCACUCUGUCUGCCCUGAGAAAUCCCACCUGUCCUCAGUUGCUGAGGCUAGUGGGGUGGCAAGGUUAGCUCCAGCCAUACAGUCUCGCUCGCUCUCCCACCCUCUCCCUCUCACAGUGGCUCUGAAAGACUCCAGGACAACCAUUGCUUUUUAUUUCUGCCCAUCACACAUAACUGGAUUCUCGCUUCACUGAGAUGACAGGAGUGAGCACACAUGGGUUCCUACAGCUCCUGUCAGCCCAUGAGUCUGCUUCUCUCUUUUCUGUUUCUGGAAAGAGCUCUCCUGAUCUCUCUUAGUCUCUCAAUGGAGGGUCUCUAUCUCCCUUCCUUGAAUCUGCUUGCCUCUUUCCUACCAGGUUUAGGAACAAUGUGUGGAGAUGUCACACCCAGAACCAAGUCUAGCUAGCCUCUGGCGACUUUGGUUAAUGUGAAUCAGUGCUCCAGGACCUUCUCUAUGUCCUCUAUGCCAAAACACCCAUUUGACCUAACUACCUCCCUGGCCGGUCAUCCUUCUCCCUACUGUUUCCUCUCCUUCCCUGAGGGAAGGAACCAUCUGUGGCUCUAUGCAGGUGUGUUUGCUACAUUCCCAGCAAUUGGCGCUGAAAUGUCUGUUCUAAUAAAAUUGGCUGAUGAUGUCAAUCUCUGGAUGGAUGGAUGGAUGGAUGGAUGGAUGGAUGGAUGGAUGGAUGGGAUGGAUGGGAUGGAUGGAAGCAAGCAUCUAGAGAAAAGGUCACCAUUGUUAGUGUUGUUUGCUGUUCUUGUUGUGUUUGGGUUUUAGUUUUUUGGGGUUUUGAACUUGCUCUGUUGGUGAAGAUGACCUUGAACUUCUGGUUCUCUCGCCCCCCAUUCCCUUGUUCUCACAUGUGGAUCACCAUGUGGUUCUGUGGACCAAAGCCAGAACUCUGUGCAGGCAUGACGAGUACUCCUAGCAACUGUGCUACCUUCCAAGCUCAAUCAGUUUUUUUUUUCAAUCAGUUUUAAUGAGCACAAAGGGACUGCAUGAGUUGCAUCAGGCUGGGACCUAAUCUCUGCAUACACCAUUGUGCUUUCUGUUUUUGUGCGGGCUCCUCCUCCUCUCUGUGUGUGGGUGUUCUCCAAGGGUCUCGCUUUUGUCAUGGGCCAGUUCUUUCACAUGAGUUCAAUCUGGAACCUGCUUCUCUAUGUUCCUGGCUCUCGCUCGGCCCUAGUGAUCUGCUUCUGUUCAUGAUACCACCAUUCUGCUGACCUUCUAGACUGGAAAUCUCAGAGCUGUCUGGUAGGCUCUGUACACUUGACCCUGCCCCCUCUCCCUCAUCUCCUGUUAUCUGGCCUGUCUUCAUUCCCAGAGCCUCCAGCCUAGCCCAAGCCUCUUAACAUCCCACUUCCCAAGCGCCCUGUCCAAUGUGACUUCUCAGCACUUCUCAUCUGGCAGGCUACUUGCUCUGGCCUUUCUCUGCUAAAAAGCCUUCAGUGAGUCCUGGCCUGCAGACUAGGCCAAUCCUUAAACUGCUGAUCCCCACCCACUCAGGAUUUUCUAGAUGGUCUAGGCCUAGCUUUAGUUCCCGAAUCGUGACAGGGCCCAAGGAGUUGGGGAGCACUUGGAGUAAAUCUUGAAAGAUUUGAAGUUUGAUAACAGCCCCACCAGGGAAAAGAGCUCUAAGUCGGUGGCAUUUCACUAGUGGGUCCUCUCUGAUAUUCCCCACCCACCCCAUGCCAAGGUACUCUGUGAGGAGUCCAUGGUCUUUGAACUUGUUCCCACUUAAUGCCUUUUCUUUCCUGGGUUCCAUCUAACCAAUAUGCUCUAUCCUCUUACUAACAAUGGAAAACUGUGUCUCAAGAUGGAAUUGAGUGCUAACAGCCAGUUCCUACCUUUAAUUCUUAAACUUGUAACUGCCACUUGAUGGACAGGUGAUUAGAAACAGCCUGUGACAUCUCUGUUGUAAUCACAAACUGUUACUUAGACUGUAAGUUUAGAUCUUGUACCUUUCAUCUCCCGUGUGUGUUACCUCCUGAGGGGUAGGCACCACCGUGUCACCCACAACACUGGGCAUACUAUAACGCAGAUGAGCAUCCCUGACUAGUUACUGUUUGAUCUGAUGAGAGCUGGGAAGCAAACUUUGAGGUAGCUGACCGCCGUCCUCCCCUCUUGCUUAGGCAGUUACUCCAGGUGCUUCACUGCCCAGUGCCGCCCCCCCCCCAGGACCACCUCACCCUCUAUCUUAACAUCAAAGAUUUGUAUUACUUUCAACAUCCCUCUGAUCCUAAAGACAACUUCUUGUUCAAUUUUUUCCUUACCCAGAGUGUUAAACUAGCUAACCGGUUAACUAACCCUUGCUGACAAGCGUUCUGCAAGAGGCUUACAGGAGAACCUCAGGAGACAGAUUUCCUUGAACCAGAGUCAGGUGGCAGCAAUCCCCCUGCUUUUGUGAUGGCCUGCCUAAUGGAGUCAGGAGUCAAGUGAUGGUCCUCAUGUCCCAGCGGCUGAUAUGUGAUUCCCUCCUCCUGGCUCCCACAGCACUUUGUAUAUACCUCUUAUUGUAGCACAUUGUAUGUAGUUCUUUGAUUGUGUUCAUGUACGGUUUCCCUCCAACAGACUGUGAGCUCCUCCAGAGCAGGAGCUGUGUGCUAGUCAGUGAUGUAUCCCCAGCACCUAGCCACAGUGCCUGAUACACAGUAGGUGCUCAAUAAAUGUUUAUUGAAAGACUGAA